GGUUACCGAACUUGCGAAUGUAAACAAAUACUGCGUGAAGCAAAAUUGAGACAACGACAAUUUGAUUCCACACUACUCUGCGUAAACAAUUACCAAGUACGUUUGUACUGAAAGAUUCGAGUCAACGAGAACGAAUUUCUUGAUUCGCUUUUUCGAUUCCUCGAGCUGACUGGGUUCUGAUUCGUGGACGCGGAGAAUUGAUUACGCAACACGCCAGCUUUCUUGAACCGUUUCAUCGUCGCGAUCACUUCUGCGGAUAGCAGAGGAGAAGACGUAAUCGUAUAGGAGGGAAAAGGAGGGGAAAGACACAGAGAUAGGGACGGAGAUAGAGAAUAAAUAUGGCAGAACAACAAAGGAAAAUCGAACUCCAAUCGCCAGAUGAUUUAAAAUACCUGGUCGCGAAUGUGAAGAGGGCGGCGCGGGAAAUGAUUGAUCGGGAUUUACCGCCGAUAGAGGGGGAAGAUGCGAUGCGGAGGUUGGUGGAGGAGAUUGUGGGAGAGUACAUACAUAAAACUUUCCUAACGGCCUCCCCGAGCAUUUCGAUAAAUGGCAUGGAACCCCAGCGCAAACUCAUAGAUGCCAAUCUCCAGCCGGAAGAAAAGGAUAAAGAUAUCAUUGAAGAACGCGAAGAACACGAACCUUUUGACGGACAGUUAUGGGAGAGAGCAAAGGCAUUAGCGGUUAAAGAGGAAGAAUUGGUGGAACAGAUUGCUGCGCUGAGGAGAAAUGUACCGGCGGUGGUGGUGGAGAGAGAAGGAAGGUGGAAGAAGGGGGUGGAGGAGGAAGAGGGGGAGAUUGAGGGGUGGAGGGAGAAAUUAGGGAUAGAAGAUGAAGCAAUUUUCGCGGAAGGGGGGAGUGGAUUGGGUUUGGAGAGGAAUGAGAGGAUGGUGGAGGUAGAAGGAGAUUGGGAAAAGGGGAUUGGUGGGUUGGAGGGGCUGUUUAGGGGGUUGCCCGAGGUAGGGGCUACGAGGGACAGAGCGGGACGGGCGGAGGAAUACGUUAAAGGGACGGGGAAGAGAGGUUAGGAUUGUGGGAAUUGAAUUCUAUGGGGAAAAACCUUCGUUUGAGAGAAAUGGAAUGAGGCGUUUAGGUGUGGUUUUUCAUGGAUACUGGAAGAUUAUACCCGGAUUUUGAUUAGUGUUUUAAACGAAUGAAUGAAUGGUCA
Messenger RNA from Botrytis cinerea B05.10, 1165 nucleotides. RefSeq lists its product as hypothetical. NCBI's taxonomy places the organism in Eukaryota, Fungi, Ascomycota, Leotiomycetes, Helotiales, Sclerotiniaceae. The record is from RefSeq and is a predicted model, not a curated record. The transcript is spliced from 2 exons. Gene Ontology annotation, cellular component: kinetochore; MIS12/MIND type complex. The coding region runs from base 339 to 1025 and encodes 228 amino acids. Gene Ontology annotation, biological process: mitotic sister chromatid segregation.